AUGCAAAUCUUCGUCAAGACACUCACCGGCAAGACUAUCACUUUGGAAGUCGAGUCCUCUGAUUCCAUCGAAAACGUCAAGAACAAGAUCCAAGACAAGGAGGGCAUUCCUCCAGACCAGCAACGUCUUAUCUUUGCAGGCAAGCAGCUUGAAGACGGCCGCACCUUGUCCGAUUACAACAUCCAAAAGGAGUCCACUCUCCAUCUUGUCUUGCGUCUUCGUGGUGGUAUGCAAAUCUUCGUCAAGACCCUCACUGGCAAGACCAUCACUUUGGAGGUUGAGUCCUCUGAUUCUAUUGAAAACGUAAAGAACAAGAUCCAAGACAAGGAAGGUAUUCCCCCAGACCAGCAACGUCUCAUUUUCGCCGGCAAGCAACUUGAGGAUGGUCGCACUCUCUCUGAUUACAACAUUCAAAAGGAAUCCACUCUUCACUUGGUGUUGCGUCUUCGUGGUGGUAUGCAAAUCUUUGUCAAGACCCUCACUGGCAAGACCAUUACUUUGGAAGUUGAGUCAUCCGAUUCCAUUGAAAACGUCAAGAACAAGAUUCAAGAUAAGGAAGGAAUUCCCCCAGACCAGCAACGUUUGAUCUUUGCCGGCAAGCAACUUGAGGAUGGUCGCACUCUCUCUGAUUACAACAUUCAAAAGGAAUCCACUUUGCACUUGGUGUUGCGUCUUCGUGGUGGUAUGCAAAUCUUUGUCAAGACUUUGACUGGUAAGACCAUCACUUUGGAAGUGGAGUCUUCGGAUUCUAUCGAGAACGUCAAGAACAAGAUCCAAGACAAGGAAGGUAUUCCCCCAGACCAGCAACGUCUUAUCUUUGCCGGCAAGCAACUUGAAGAUGGUCGUACUCUUUCCGAUUACAACAUCCAAAAGGAGUCCACUCUUCACCUCGUGUUGCGUCUCCGUGGCGGUUUCUAA
Lichtheimia ornata is the source of this 918-nucleotide messenger RNA. Its product is annotated as polyubiquitin. The transcript has a single exon. Gene Ontology annotation, cellular component: nucleus; cytoplasm. Gene Ontology annotation, molecular function: protein tag activity; ubiquitin protein ligase binding. The record is from RefSeq and is a predicted model, not a curated record. Lineage: Eukaryota; Fungi; Mucoromycota; Mucoromycetes; Mucorales; Lichtheimiaceae. Bases 1 to 918 code for a protein of 305 amino acids. Gene Ontology annotation, biological process: protein ubiquitination; modification-dependent protein catabolic process.